AUGUCGAAAAAAAGGACAUUGGAUGCGUUCUUUGCACCAGCGGUGAAGAAGAGUCGCACAGAAAGUGAAUCAACUGAGCCGAUCGGGCGGUCGAUACAUCAUAACUAUCCUUGCCCCAUCUCAGAGUUGCCGCCUAGUAUCAGUAAAGAACUCUCAUCAUUGCCCGCACGCCCGGGUCGGGACAUCAAUGACCAGCCCGACCUUGACCUCGUGUACUUUGAGCCAUACGUGCCAUCCUACCUAGCCAAAGACCUUUUCGAGUUCCUCAGGGCUGAGUUGCCCUUCUACCGGGUCGAGUACGAUAUCAACCGAGGUGGUAUCAAGACUCACAUCCGCACGCCCAGAUGGACAACGGUCUUUGGCAUUGAUGGAACAGCUCGCUUCGACGAGGAUGGUUCAGUUAUAGAUGCCAAAUCAGGGUUCAAGAUCGAGGACAAGCUUUACGAGAGAUACCCGCCUCGUCCAAUCCCCAAGUGUCUCGAUGACCUCCGUCUCUCUACUGAAGCCGCAACCGACUGCAAGUUCAAUUUCUGCCUUGUCAACUACUACGCCUCCGGCACAGACAGCAUCUCGUUUCACAGCGACGACGAGAGGUUUCUGGGCCAGAACCCAGCCAUCGCCUCGUUCUCCCUGGGCGCGAGGAGAGACUUUCUCAUGAAGCACAAGCCUAUUCCUCCUGACCCAGAGAAUCCAGACAAGUCACCACCAUCGCAACUCAAGCUGCCGCUCGGUAGUGGCGACAUGAUUCUCAUGCGAGGCCGAACACAGUCCAAUUGGUUGCAUUCAAUACCCAAAAGAACCGGAAAGAACGCAGAGGACGGAGGAAGAAUCAACAUCACUUUCAGGAGAGCCAUGGUGAAGGAAGGUACUGAAAAUUACUAUAACUACAACGUCGGAACGGGGCCGGUGUAUCGGUGGGACAAAACGAUGCGAGAAAUGCGGGUAUCUUCCGCCAACAGCCAGCUCAAAGAACAGCAACAACAACUCUAA
Molecule: messenger RNA, 990 nt
Organism: Colletotrichum truncatum
Lineage: Eukaryota; Fungi; Ascomycota; Sordariomycetes; Glomerellales; Glomerellaceae
Product: DNA repair family protein
Biological process (GO): DNA alkylation repair; DNA repair
Molecular function (GO): ferrous iron binding; cytosine C-5 DNA demethylase activity
Source: RefSeq, a predicted model, not a curated record